GGUGCAGUGUUUCAGUCAGAAGCAAAACACGACAGAAAUGUUGUUGACAUUCGAUACGAAAUAAUUUUUGUCUGAUAUUUUAUAGCGGUUAUUGGAUAUAAAUAUGAGAACAUCCAUGUUUUUCCUUUACUUCUAGCAUAAGUGAAUCGAUACAGUCAUCCAUCACCAUGUCAGAGAAGUACUCGCUAAAUGGACGCACAUAUCCAUUGGAGACCUAUGGUGCGACUCAAAAGAAGCAUGAGGAUCGAGUUCGGAUUAUCCCUGAUGAACAGAGUUCUGCAACAUCUGACGCAGAUAUUGCCAUGGAGUCACACUCCAGUACCCGACUCUCUGAGGAGAAGGACAACUACUUUCAGGAUGGAGAAAGGAAAAUAGACUUUGUGCUUGUGUAUGAGGAAGAAUCUGGAACACAGAAGAGCCUGGAAACACAGAAAGGAUCUGUUGAUCACAAGAGAUACAAGUUUCUCGAGAGUCUAAGAAAAGCAGGACUGCAAACAGAAGAGGAACGGGUUACUACAGAAAAGCGUAUAAUAACGUACAUCAAGCUGUUUGCUCCGUGGGAAGUGCUUAUAUUCUAUGCGGAAGAUCUGUGUAUGAGGGCCCCGCUACAGGCUCAUCCAAAUCCCUCGUCAAACUGGUCAGACAAGAUUCUCCGGACAAUCCAUGUUCCCAACAUGCUCCAUGAGGAUGUUCCCAAUAAACCACUGGAUUACUACACAUGCCCAUUCAAGAAAUCAAAAUUAGACAGAUUUCUAGGCAGUAACAACCGUGACACCUACUUUUCGACGACACAACGCAGCCGCAUCGUAUGGGAAAUUCUGGCAACAGCCGCGUACGGGAAACGGAAACGAGCAGAAAUUGGUAUCGAGCGGUUGAUAGAAGAGGAUGUAUAUGCAGCAGCAUUCCCUCUACAUGAUGGUCCCUAUGAGUUGCCUAAGUUCUGUAAGCUGGACCCAGAUCAGCUGAAUCCCCGCCAGAUCCUCUAUGAAUACUGGGCGAGCUGGGGGAAAUGGAACAAGUACCAGCCCCUAGACCACAUAAGGGAAUACUUUGGAGAGAAAAUUGGGAUCUAUUUUGCAUGGCUUGGUUUCUACACAGCCUGGUUGUUACCUGCUGCAGUGGUUGGUGUGAUUGUUUUCCUGUACGGCGUGUUCACCAUGUACGACAACAUUCCAGCAAAUGAGAUAUGUGAAAGCAACAAGACGUACAAGAUGUGUCCGCUGUGUGAGGAAACUAUCGGCUGCCCAUACUGGUACCUGUCCGAAGUCUGUAUAUACACUAGGGUUGCCUACCUGUUUGAUCAUCCAGCCACUGUGUUCUACUCUAUAUUUGUGUCAUUCUGGGCCGUGACGUUCCUGGAGUAUUGGAAACGUAAGAAUGCUAGCCUGGCUCACCACUGGGACGUGUCCGAUUAUGAGGAAGAAGAGGAAAGACCCAGACCAGAGUAUGCAGCCAAGGCCCCUACCUAUGAAGAAAACCCUAUCACACGAGUGAAGGAGCCUCAUUUCCCUCCAAGGAAACGUCUACCAAGGAUCCUGUCUGGAAUUGCGGUCAUUGUAGUAAUGAUGACCCUCGUCAUUAUAUUCAUUAUCGCUGUGAUCAUGUAUCGUGUAUUGGUGAGCAUUCCACUGUUUGAGAACGACACAACGAGAGCCCGGGCACAGAUCAUAGCGUCCAUGUCGGCAGCUGUCGUCAACUUGAUUGUCAUCAUGAUCCUGGGUCGGAUUUACGAGAAACUGGCUUUAAAAAUGACGCAAUGGGAGAUGCAUAAGACCCAGACAGAGUUUGAGGACCAGCUCACCUUCAAGGUGUUCAUCUUCCAGUUUGUCAACUUCUAUUCUUCCAUUAUCUACAUUGCCUUCUUCAAGGGCAGAUUUGUCGGGUACCCCGGCCAUUACACAAAGUUUUUUGGUCUUCGAAGUGAAGAUUGUAACAAUGGUGGUUGUCUGGUGGAGUUGGCUCAACAACUGGCCGUCAUCAUGAUUGGCAAACAGAUUAUCAACAACGCACAGGAAAUAAUCGUACCUAAGGUAAAGGCAUUUAUCCAUCGUAUGAAGAUCCAAGUGGAUCGCAGCCACAUAAAGGCCAGAUGGGAGGAGGACUACAAUCUCAUCGAGAAUGAAGGGCUCUUUCAGGAGUACCUUGAAAUGGUGCUGCAGUUUGGUUUUAUCACCAUAUUUGUGGCAGCGUUUCCCCUGGCUCCGCUGUUCGCCCUCCUUAACAACUGGUUGGAGAUACGUAUAGAUGCACACAAGUUCACGUGCGAGACCCGACGCCCAGUCGCAGACCGUGCCCAGGACAUUGGGGUCUGGUUUUCCAUCAUGGAUGCACUGGCCCAGAUAGCUGUUAUCAGCAAUGCAUUCCUGAUAGCAUUUACAUCCGAAUUCUUGCCCAGGCUACUUUACCGGUAUCAGUACAACUGGAACCUUGAGGGUUACACAAACUUCACCCUGGCAACAGCCCCCAAUGGCACACUUACUCAGACUUGCAGGUACAAAGCGUUUCGUGAUGAUGAAGGGAGCUACACAAUGUUUUUCUGGCAUUUAUUGGCAGUGCGGCUAGCAUUUGUCAUCAUAUUUGAGCAUGUGGUGUUUGGGGUAUGUCGCCUGAUCGACAUCAUGGUUCCAGAUGUUCCCGAGUCUCUCUCGCUCAAGAUCAAGCGGGAGCGUUAUCUGGCAAAACAAGCCCUUACUGACACAGAUACAAUAAUGCAGGGUCUUGAUAAAAGCCCUCUUAAUGGCAAAGAUGGAGUUGCUGGGCCCAGCAAUGCUGAUGAUGACGAUGAUGAUGAUGAUGAUGAUGAAAUUAUUGAUGUGAGUGGUAACCCUGUCUGACCUUCUGUCUAUUUUAUUAAUAGUGUCAGUAAAGUUGUGUUUUCUUAAUUUCAUUGAGUGCCUGUGUAGUCCAUUGUAAGAUAAAACUUGUUAUAAGUUUCGUCAAGUUCCUGUUUUCUCUCAAUCUGAUAUAUGUGUAGGUUGUUUUUUUGUGUACUGUUAAUAAAGGUAGUAGAUGUAUUUGUUUCCAUACAAAUAAACUUGUGCAUGAUCCAGACAGAAACAAAACAGGUCAGGCAGGGUUUAAGUCAUAAUGUUGUCAUAGAAUGUCCUAUGUUCAAUUAUACCUGUAUUGUCAUCAUCAGUAUCACGUUCAGAAUUGUUUAUUAGAUAUUGUAUUGUCAUCAAUAAGUACAACUCUGAGAUAUGUGUACUCCCCUCCCCAGAAUGAUGUUAUAUUGUCAAUGUAUAAUGUAAUAUCUUACAUGAUUCAUCCUCAGAAUUGUGCACUCAUAGUUUUAGAUCCUACCAUACUGUGUUCGCAUUAACUGCCCAUUUCCUGUACACAUAAGGCGUUGUGCUGUCAUCAGCAGUCAAAAUGUGUCUACCUAUGUCUAGCGUUGCCAUCAAGAGUUCAUACCUCCUUUUCAACCAUACAUUAUUAUGGUGUUACCAUCAAUAGGUCAUAAAUUGUUCACCUAUAGAUAGAGUGGUGGCAUUAGUAUUUCAUACCUUGCAGUUGCCAUCAAUAGUUCAUAAAUCUUCAGUUGCCAUCAAAAGUGCAUACCUUGUUCAGUUGCCAUCUAAAGUGCAUACUUUGUUAAGUUGCCAUCAAUAGUUCAUACCUUGUUUAGUUGCCAUCAAUAGUAAAUACCUUGUUCAGUUGCUGCCAGUAGUUCAUACCAUGUUCAUUUGCCAUCAGUAGAGUAUAUCUUGCUCAGUUGCCAUCAGUUGAGUAUAUCUUGCUCAGUUGCCAUCAGUAGAUUAUACCAUGUUCAGUUGCCAUCAGUAGAGUAUAUCUUGCUCAUUUGCCAUCAGUAGAGUAUAUCUUGCUCAGUUGCCAUCAGUAGUUCAUACCAUGUUCAGUUGCCAUCAAUAGAGUAUACCUUGUUCAUUUGCCAUCAGUAGAGUAUUUCUUGCUCAGUUGCCAUCAGUAGAUUAUACCUUGUUCAGUUGCCAUCAGUAGAUUAUACCUUGUUCAGUGUCCAUCAGUAGAUCAUACCAUGUUCAGUUGCCAUCAAUAGUUCAUACCUUGUUCAGUUGCCAUCAGUAGAUUAUACUUUGUUCAGUUACAGUCGGUAGAUUAUACCUUGUUCAGUUGCUUUCAAUAGUUCAUACCUUGUUCAGUUGCUAUCUAUAGUUCAUACCUUGUUCAUUUGCCAUCAAUAGUUCAUACCUUGUUCAGUUGCCAUCAUUAGUUCAUACCUUGUUCAGUGUUGCCAUCAAUAGUUUAUACCUUGUUCAGUUGCCAUCAGUAGAUUAUACUUUGUUCAGUUACAAUCGGUAGAUUAUACCUUGAUCAGUUGCUAUCAAUAGUUCAAACCUUGUUCAGUUGCUAUCAAUAGUUCAUACCUUGUUCAGUUGUUAUCAAUAGCUCAUACCUUGUUCAGUUGCCAUCAACAGUUCAUAUCUUGUUAAGUUGCCAUCAAUAGUUUAUACCUUGUUCAGUUGCCAUUAAUAGCUCAUACCUUGUUCAGUUGCCAUCAGUAGAUUAUUCCUUGUUCAGUUGUCAUUGAUAGUUCAUCCAUAAAUAGUGUGUUCUCAUUAAGAAUUCAUACUGUGUUAUGCCCAUUAUAAACACAUGUAUUGUGAUGCCAUCAAGAGUUCAUACAUUGCUCACCCAUAAAUAACAUUUUAUCCUCAAGUGGUCCCUUCCAAAUCUAGAUCAUCCUAGGUGUUAAAAAUCAAAAGGUUCCAGAUUUUCACUGUAAUUUAAAAUGUUAUCAUUUUCACCCCUCAAUUCUGGACUGGUAGGUUAGUUAGUGCAAAAGCAUUUAUUAUAUUUUCAGCUGCAAACUAUUUAAGCAUAUAUAAUGUCUAAACCAUUGACAUUGCAUGCAUAUAUACUUAAAAUUUUAAUGUGAAGUUGAUGACUUUGGUCAUGGCUCAAAAUAAUCAUACAGUGAAAAGCAUAAUCAAUAGAGUUUAAAACUUACGGUUACCAAUUGGAUUCAUUUUUAGAAUAAAUAAUAUGACUUUCCAGAUACAUUUUAUUUUCAUUGAUGUGAUUAAAUGUUCAAGAGAAGAUAAAGAGUGCUGAAUAAAUGUCAAGCCUAGUUAUUGUAUAGUAAGUGGAAAGAUAACCAAGGAAGCAUGAUUUGCCUUCAGAUAGUGUUCAGUUUUCGAAGUACAUUUGUACAUUUCUAGGGAUGAAAGCGACAUUAACA
This is a messenger RNA of Mya arenaria, 5161 nucleotides long. RefSeq names its product anoctamin-7-like. Bases 168 to 2834 code for a protein of 888 amino acids. Gene Ontology annotation, biological process: chloride transmembrane transport. Lineage: Eukaryota; Metazoa; Mollusca; Bivalvia; Myida; Myidae. Gene Ontology annotation, molecular function: protein dimerization activity; chloride channel activity. Gene Ontology annotation, cellular component: plasma membrane. The transcript has 22 exons. The record is from RefSeq and is a predicted model, not a curated record.